AUGGGUGCUGGGGGUGGAAAGCUUCGCCACGUCAAGAAGGAGAGCCCCAUCAACACAUGGAUGCUGCAGGAGACCCUGGGCUCAGGAUCAUAUGGAAAAGUGCACAAGGUACGAAACCGCGCCACGGGCGAGCUUGCAGCCGCCAAGGUCGCCCCUAUUCAAGCCCAGGAAGAGCUACAGAACUUUGCCACGGAGAUUGAAAUCCUAACGUCCUGCAAACAUCGGAACAUUACAAACUUUAUGGAUGCGUACUACAACAACAACGAGCUGUGGAUCUUGCUGGAAGUGUGCGAUGCCGGAUCCCUUGCCGAAUACGUCGAGAAGCAACCGACGGGCCUGCCUGAGGAUGCCAUGGAGUGCAUUGCGCACCAGAUGGUCAAGGGCAUCCGCUUUUCUUGCAUGGCUGCGGCGUCAUCCAUCGCGAUAUCAACGCCAGCAACACCCUCGUCACUUGACGGGAUGGCGAAGCUUGCGGGCUUUGGCGUAUCCGCCUUCAACAAGCAGGACGGCGCCAAGCGCAACACGUUUGUUGGCAGCCUGCACUGGAUGGCACCCGAAGUGAUUGUCUGCGAGCACGACCGCAAGGCAAAAUGCGACAGCCUAUGGAUGAGCAACAUCGACCCGUUUGGCUGGUUUCAGUGGUACUGCCGGUUUUAUCUGGGCCGUCGCAGCAGCGAUGACGCGCGCCAGAUCAGCAGAGCAAAGAAGUGCUUUGGAGAAACAGGGCGGUGGCGCAUCAAUCUGUGCAACAAGAUCAUGCGCGCAUCGGGGAGAUUCGACGACACGCGCGUGGGCCCCGUCGUACGUCAGACGCUGUUGCAUUGGGGGCAUGAACUCACCAAACGCGAUUACGACAAGCACGUCAAGAAGUACGCAAAGAAGCAAUAG
This is a messenger RNA of Salpingoeca rosetta, 888 nucleotides long. RefSeq names its product STE/STE20/SLK protein kinase. The record is from RefSeq and is a predicted model, not a curated record. Gene Ontology annotation, molecular function: protein kinase activity; ATP binding. NCBI's taxonomy places the organism in Eukaryota, Choanoflagellata, Craspedida, Salpingoecidae. Bases 1 to 888 code for a protein of 295 amino acids. Gene Ontology annotation, biological process: protein phosphorylation. The transcript has 8 exons.